Molecule: messenger RNA, 4916 nt
Organism: Oryzias melastigma (Indian medaka)
Lineage: Eukaryota; Metazoa; Chordata; Actinopteri; Beloniformes; Adrianichthyidae
Product: ras and Rab interactor 2
Exons: 11
Coding region: 844-3834 (996 amino acids)
Biological process (GO): vesicle-mediated transport; signal transduction
Cellular component (GO): endocytic vesicle; cytosol
Molecular function (GO): guanyl-nucleotide exchange factor activity; small GTPase binding
Source: RefSeq, a predicted model, not a curated record
UCUGAUUCCAGCUAAUAAUUGAGAUAAUUAAAUAAUUCUUAUGCACACAUCCCCCGUUAUCCCUGCAUACUCCCUUCCAAUUUCACGACUUGAGCUUUUCACUUUUCUCCUUUUCUGGGGGUUCAUCUGCCUCUUCAUUCUGUGAAAAUUCACUUUUUCUAUUGUCUGAAUUUAGAUGUGAAAAUGAAUGACUUCUGUACAGAGGAACAGCUUCCCAGCAGAUCCAAGACCGGAAGCUCUGAAGAACUGAUUCAAAACUACUACGCACUUAAACACACAACAAAUCGGCACAAAAGGUUGGAAAUCACAGAAGGGGAUUCCGAAAUUAACAGAUUUCAGGACUGGGUCACGUGAUCAGAAAUGUAUACGUUCUGGAGAAAGGGAAAAGGGAUUCUACUUUCAAAAUAAAAGCCUGAUUGCGUCAUCUUAGCGGUUUGUCGCCAGCUCACGACGCAGUGUGUGUGUCGGUCGGCCUGUAGGAGGAGGGAGAUCCACAUCCAGCUGCCGGAGAGCCCGACGUCAAUGCGAACACUAGAGAAGGGUUUUAUUUUGAAAGGAAUCGGAAGUGCUACAGCCGGUGGUUCCAGCUGAGUGUUUAGAUUAGACUCAUGGAGGAGUUUCUGAUCAUGGACAGUACCGGGACAGGUGCGGGUCUUCGGGAUCCAAAGUCCAACGGACCCGCGAGACGAAGCAGAGCGCGGAGAGCCUGAACCCGAACCGGGCCAACACGAACCGUGAAGGUUCUUUCAUCGAGCCAGAGAAUCGGCAGACCGCUCUUCCACGGAUCUGAACCAAUCCGACCGUUUUAGUCCCGCAGGUGGUCUUUGUUCCCGGCAGGUUCUCAUGGUCAGCCUGACGGACGGUCACGGAAACGGCAUGACGUCAGGAGGCAAGACUGCACCCCCCCAGCAGCAAGGCAAGGGGCAUUUCUUUAAGCUCAUAGACUCUUUUGCCUGGGAGAUCGGCUCUCUGAGGAAAGAGAUGGGAGAGAAGAGGAAGCCUUCAGAUGGAGACCAGAACAUCCUGACUCUGCUGAGGCUCAGUAAGGAGGUGGGGGCUCUGUUCCUGCAGACCGCCGACCGUCCCCCGGCGCUCAUGGCGAGUGACCCUGGGUAUGCGUCUCUGCAGCGGCGCCUCACAGUUCUGGACCGAGUGACACACACACACUCCGUGUGGUUGCUGCUCACCCUCAGCCAGCAGGGGGCAGUCCGAAUCCUGCAGAGGCAGCCCCCUGGGACGUUCCUGGUCAGGAAGUCCAGCAGCCUGCAGAGGAAGGUCAUCUGUCUGCACACGGGCAGAGACGCCGCGGCUCCUGUCAGAGAGUUUCCCAUCAAGGAGAGCCAGUGCACCUUCUCCCUGGAGGGGUCCACCCUGAGCUUUGCUGACCUUUUCCGCCUUGUGGCCUUCUGCUGCUUCAGCAGAGAUGUUCUUCCCAUCACUCUGAAGCUGCCGGAGUGCAUCUCUUCAGCUGCAACCCUCAGCGAUCUGCAGGAGGUUUCCAAAACGGGCGCAGGCUUCUGGGAUGUUGAGCUGCAUAACAGCAGGAAGAGCUCAGUGUCUCCAUCAGGGACAGCGAUCCCCUGCAGACUCCGCCCACAUGUCCAAAGAGCCAUCUCUCCUGGGGGUGUCCAGGCAUUUUCUCUUCAAACUCGCCCUGUGUCUGCGGUGGACUGUCUCCAGGCCAACGGGGCGCUGUGCUUCUUCAAUCCUCUCUUUGCAAAGGUGCAUCAGUCAGGUGGGGGCACACAGAGCACCUCCUGCAUCCCUGACGCCACACGGGAACCCUUGAAGGGGGGGGUCAGCAUCACAGGAGAAGGUCACUCUUGCGUAGACAGUCUUCCGGUUGGUGGUGAGGGGGGCAGAGACACCAGUCCAACUUGGGGUGCCCCUGGCGGACCCCCUGCACCCCCUCCCUCCAGCACAGCUGAGCAGCCCCCCGCCCAUGCCGUAGGACCACGAAGUAUGCCGGGAAGGAUUUCCUGGACUAACUCCCUCACAGAGCAGAUGGAGAGGAGCAGCAGCCUCCUUCCUUGCUACAGUUCCUCAGAUGACAUCUGUUCUUCUAACCCCCCCCAAAAAAGCUCCCCCAUACCCAUCUUGUGGCCCCCCCUGUCCUCCCCUCCACACCGAGCCAGCAGCUUCCAGUCAUCCAGUCUGGAGGAGGAUGACUCGGAGAAGACGACUCCCAGGUCUUCAGUUUUGACUGACGACGUGGUUUCUCUGGACCGGGGGGCUCUGGAGGGAUCUGCUGGGGGGGGGCCCCGCCUGAGCGAUAUGAGCUUCUCAACAGAUUCUUCAGACUCGCUGAGUUUCUCACAGUCCUUCUCCUUUUUCAUCCCCUUCCUGCAUGAGCCCAGCCCCCCAACAAUGGCAGACUUUGACACCCACCUGCCCCUGUCCCUCCCGCCCCCCCUCCUACCUAACUGCAGCAUGGAGGAAGAUGAGGAAGAUGAGGACGAAGAGCCGGAGUAUGGCGUGAGCCUGGACAGCGAUCCUGACCUGACCGUGGGGCCGGCAGGGCGGAGCCCCAAGCAGCCCCCCAGUGGGGGGGCCCUAGUCCUCCAGAAGGCCUUGAGAGGACGUCUGCGCAAGAUGAGCAGUGUGUUCCACUCCCUGCUGACCCCCCAGAAGAAGGCGGUCCACCGGGUGCUGGAGCUGUCCUUGGACAGAACUUCCUACUUUGGAUCCCUGGUUCAGGACUUUCUGAGCUUCAUGGUGGACGGGGGGGGCGCCCAGGCGUGGUUGAGCUUCUCCUCUGGACUGGAGCUGCUGCAGACCAUCCGUCAGUUCAUCACCCAGAUGAAGAUGUAUCUGCGACAAAGCUCCGAGAUGCAGCCCCCGCUGGAGAGCCUCAUCCCUGAGGACCACAUCGACCACGUUCUGGAGAGAGCCAUGCAUAAGUGCGUGCUGAAACCUCUGAGGCCCAUGGUGAGCGCCGCCCUGCAGGAUUUCCAGGUGCGCAGCGGGGCGUGGCAGCAGCUGAAGGAGAACCUCUCCCUCGCCAAGGCCCAGCACCCUCAGGAGAUGGGGGUGGCUGACAUGUGCCCCCCCGAUGCCGUGGCCAUAGAGAAGAUCCGGACCAAGCUCCUCAACAUGUGCGCGCUGUACUCCCCAGAGGAGAAGGUGAGGGUGCUGCUGGGCGCCUGCAAGCUCAUCUACACCCUGAUGGAGGACGCUGCAGGUCGUCUGUGUGGCGCGGAUGACUUCCUGCCGAUGCUGACCUACAUUCUGGCCCAGUGCGACCUCCCCGAGCUGGACAACCAGGUCCUGUACAUGAUGGAGCUGCUGGAUCCCCUGCUGCUGCACGGAGAAGGGGGGUACUACCUGACCAGCACCUACGGAGCCCUGUCCCUGAUCAAGAACUUCCAGGAGGAGCAGGCGGCCCGAGUCCUGAGCUCCGAAACCAAGAACACGCUCAGGCAGUGGCACCGCCGGCGCACCGCAAAACGCCCCGCCCCCGCCAUCGAGGACUUCCAGAAUUACCUGCGGGUGGCGCUGCAGGAGUGGGACAGCGGCUGCACAGCCAAGACUCUACAGGUGCGGCCCCACGCCACCGUGGAGGAAGUGUGUCGACUGUGUGCCCUCAAGUUUAAGGUGCUCCAUCCUGAGCGCUACGGGCUGUUUUUGGUCAUGGGGGGCAGCAGUCAGCAGCUGGGGCCGGACACCCACCCUCAAAAGUUGAAGGCUGAGCUGCACAGUAAUUCAUCCACUGCUCCAUUUCACUUUGUUUUCCGCCGUGUGUCCCUCACUGAUCAGCAGCCGUUGCCCCCCUGCCCUAGCCUUCAGGCUCCGCCCCCCUGCACAGCACAGUUUAGUGAGUCUACCCCCACCUGAGCAGUUCCUCAUGUGUGCUUGAGGGUCACAGAAUGACUGGAGGUAACUCUCUGCUGCCCCCUGCAGGGUAUUCCCUGAAAAUGAGUUCAACCUGGUUCGAGCACGUGCGCUGUAGGGUGUACAAGAUCAUUUGAAUGGUUUGAGUUGAAGAUGAAGCUCCGCCCACUGACAGCAGUGACUUCACCUACUCUUAAUUUUCUUGGCUUUCAACUGUAAAAAAAGCUCAAGACAUAAAAUCAACGUUUCACUCAGAAGGACAGUUUUCCCUCCAUCCCUCUUUUCAAACCCGUUUGAUCUCUUUUGGGUCACAGGGCUGGCUGAGGGCGGAGUUUACCUUGGACAGGUGCCCAGUCAGUUCAGAACCAAGCAACCACAAACAUUCACAAUGACGAUAAAAGUGCAGCUCCAGAACCACCAAUCAACCCAUGAAUCAGGUUUCUGGGCUGUGGGAGGAAGCUGGAGAACACCCACUCAUGAACCAGGAGAACACAGAAAGAACCCAGCAAGAAUUGGACCGGAACCGUCUCGCUGUGAGGGGAGAGUGCUAGCCACUACACCACCGUGCAGCUCCUUCUAAAUAUCCAGAAUUUUAUGUUUUCUGUUUGUGUGAAAUGUUGCUGUCUGGCCUCCUUCCGGGACAGUCUCAUGGUUCCCAUCGGUCAUUCUAGAGCUUGACUGGAGUUCUUUUUGAAUCAGGAUAAAUCUAGAAUCAUCUGUGCUUGCGGCACUAACCCUUGUGCUAUCCUAGGCAUGUUUACAUUAAAAGUGGGGUCAUCUGGACCCCACAAGACAGCGCACUGAACAUUUUUUUAAGGAUUUUUUGUCUUCACUGGUGUAGGGCUGCCACGAUUGGUCGACUAAUCAACCAUUAAAAUAGUCAAUGUAAAAUGUAAUAAUCAAUUAGUCGUUACUUUAUAUUCUAUGGAGUCAGAGUGAAGUAAAGCUGGACAAAGCUGUGAGUGUUCAGCACCAAAACAAUGAACUCUUUUUAUAUUUGAAUCAGUGAGACCAAAACUUUAUCUUUUGUGAAAAAUAGUUCCUUGAAUUUUAGGCUAAUUUAGAGUUUAGCUUCUAUUUUAGCA